AACCAAACCCCAGGAAGAGCCUGGGAACAAAUACGGAAGCAGAAAAACGCCCGCUUGACGCCGUAUUUUUAUCUAAAACGGGGCUAAUAACCGAGCGUUCGCUCUAUGGUAAAACUGACUUGUGCUCUUCAUUCUCCAGGCGAAGCUGACCUACGUAAUACUAAUCAUGGAGUCAUUUGUGAAGUUCACAAACCAGAGUCAAGGAAGAGAUCGACUUUUCAGAGCUACUCAGUAUGCAUGCAUGUUGCUUAGUUAUGUUUUAGAAAAUAAGGCUGGCAGAGAGAAAGUGGUAAUGAAGCUCAAACGAGUGGAGUCUAACAUGAGUUCUGGCCGUAAAUUAUUUCGGCUGGGUAACGUGGUUCAUGCUAUCGAAGCUUCAAAAGCCUCUAUCCAGCUGCCCGAUGCCGUUCUGUGCUACUGCUUAACUGCGGCCAAUUUAAACCGCCUUCUGUAUUUCACUUGUGACACUGUCCUAUGGGUGAGAAGUGUGGAUCUAGUUUCUGACAUCAACAAGGAGAAGUGGCGACAUCGUGCCAGCUUGUGUUAUCUCUACUCGCUUCUCUUUCAGCUGGCCAGGGAUUUCUAUGAGUUAAUAAACUGCAUGGAGAAAGAGAAGACAUGCAGACGAAAAGGGGCCAAUCAUGAGAACGGUCUCGCUCUGAAUUCAAGCAAUACAUUACUAAAAAGCUUGGAGAACUACUUCUUUAUACUUGGAUUAAGUUUAAAGAACCACCCAGCCCUCUUAUUAGACACCAUAAAAAAUGUGUGUGAUCUCUUUAGUCCUCUUGAUCAAUUAGGAUUUUACAAAACCAAUCCUGGAUUCAUUGGAAUUUCUGGCCUGGUAUCUUCCAUUGUGGGCAUUAUGACUGCAGCCAAUCCACAGUUAAAGUUAAAAAACUGAUUGGAGGAAAGAGAUGAUGACCACUUGAUAUUUCUUAUGCUGCUAGUUUAUACAGCUGAUGAUUUUACUCCCCUAGAUGAAAUGAGAUUUAACUCAUGCUGGUUUUACCGUGCAGAGCUGCACAAGCUGGCCCUAGAUAUAAUGAUUUCUUUUCACUACAACCAGUAAUAAUUAUGCUGUAAUUAUUCUUUAUACAGUUCUAGCCUAUUCCACAGCACUUUCUAUUUGGUGGACGUGAUGAACUGCAAAAUGGACUGUUUGAAACAAAUAACUGGCAAUGAAACAAAUGGACGAAGGACCCUAGCUAUAGGGUGAAGAGUCGUGCACCUCUGGAAGUAAUCCCACCCAUUCCGCUUUGAUUGAUGUCCCAAGUCUGGGAUACAUCUUUACUGGAUAACUCAGUGCAAAGCAAGGUCUACUGUCCUUGGUUUUAUCUGCGCAUGCGCAAGAUGCUGCUGAGUGACAUCCUGGCCAUGGAAUGUCAAUCAAUACAGACUGUUCACCUCACAGGCACCACCUAGACGACUCUUUGUGUUCAGAAAGGAAUUACCUAGAAGUAGAACAAUAUUGCGCCUUGCGACAUGCCACUGCUGCGAUGUGACACCCACAGAAAAUCCAGCACUGAUACAUUGUGGUCUAUGAUGGCAUUUUCACAUGCAAGUCAUACGCAACAUGUGACUUGGCUGUGUUCUUUGCAGCCAAAUGACAGUACUAAAGUCUUGCAACAGCAAUUUGCAGUCAGGUUGUACAAUCUGUUUUGGGUUGCACAUCUUUUCUGAGACUUGCUGUCACACAGCCGUGUAGCCUGGCAGCCAUGUUAAUUUCUGAAAAUCUAGUGACAGGUUCCCUUCGAAAGGGCAGCAGAGUUGGAUGGAGAGGUGUGGGUGAGCAGCCCAGUUCUAUUUGUGCCAUGGGCAUUGUUGCAGUACAAGAUGUGUGACUUUUUCCUGAAAUGUUGCAGUUUCAAGUCAUGCAUGAAACUAUAAAUGCUACAACUUUAUUCCUCAUGCACACAGAGGCUGAAUGGGGCAGUAAUCUGGCAGCCAUGGACAUAGAUGGUGUCUUACCCUGCCUUCCUACCUCAAAUUUAAUACAUAGGCCCACAUUUGUUAACAUAUAUGCGCCAUUUGUUGGCAUAAAAUGUUGCACAAAUUGUAUUAUUCAUCAUGUGCACUAAUAAGUUGAAAAGUGAGCAUGGUUACUAAAGAGUAUUCAUGGUAUUAAAACAAAUUUAUUUAGUAAGGCAGAAAAUUGAAAAUUUUUAGUACAUAUGUACCCCUGCUCAUAACAGGUGUAGCUUAUAUUUCUGAAGAGGCAGGCAUCUUAUAUUUUUUACUUUAUUUAUAUUAUGUUGCCGAUGCCACCACAACAUAUGCCGCAGUUGGCAGCUGUUUCAAUACAAUUGAAACCCGUCUGCAGUGUCCGGGAUCAGAUAUAACUCUGAGCCAGGUCAUUUAACCACUUAGUCAAUAGCACCAGUCUCAUCUCAGCUGUUAGACAAAGGGAAAGAAAACUCCCUCUGUCUGCAUCCAAUCUACCCCCAGUACAGUUGUGGGAUGCUAAAUGAUUGUCAUGGUGGCCCAGGGGCCUUGUGAAAGCUGAGCUUUGCCUGCUUGUAUUACACUUAGAGGUAAGGUGUAAUAGGAGAUCAGUAAAAUCACUAUACACUGCAAUAAAAUAAAGCAGUGUAUACUUCAAGCAAUCAAGUCCCUUAAUGUGACUAAAAUAAGUUCAUAUAAAGCUUUUUAAAAAUAUUUGAAAAAACACAUCUGUUAAAAAUUCAAAACAAAAUUCAAUUUUCCAAUGCCAGGAUUGACAGUUUUUGUCAACUCUCCUUCUCAAAAAGCUGAAAAAAAAUAAUUAUCAACAGCAUGUUCUGAAAACAAAGCCUAAGAAAAUGUGGAAUUGCAGUUCCCCCCCCUCCAUUUUCACCGUACAAAAACAACAAAAAAUAUAUAUAUUUCUUUUGGCCAUUUCUAAAUACGUGAAAAUGGUGCCAUGAAGGAAAACAUCUCUACCCACCAAAAACAAGGCCUAAUAUAGCUUUUUCAAUAGAGAAAUAAAUCUUUGGAUGCUGUAUUGUGGAGAUUUUCUUCUCUAGAAGACAGCUGAGGUUUUGGAUUAGGGUCCAUUCACACGUCCGUUGUUUGUUUCCUGAUCUGUUCCGUUUUUUGCUGAACAGAUCUGGACCCAUUCAUUUUCAAUGG
Molecule: messenger RNA, 3108 nt
Organism: Bufo gargarizans (Asiatic toad)
Lineage: Eukaryota; Metazoa; Chordata; Amphibia; Anura; Bufonidae
Gene: PEX11A
Product: peroxisomal biogenesis factor 11 alpha
Exons: 5
Coding region: 167-901 (244 amino acids)
Biological process (GO): peroxisome fission; regulation of peroxisome size
Cellular component (GO): peroxisomal membrane
Source: RefSeq, a predicted model, not a curated record